AAGCAGGGAGAGAGAAGGGGCCAGGGUAUAAAAAGGGCCCACAAGAGACCAGCUCCAGGAUCCCAAGGCCCAACUCCCGGAACUACUCAGGGUCCUGUGGACAGCUCACCUAGCUGCAAUGGCUGCAGGCUCCCGGACGUCCCUGCUCCUGGCUUUUGCCCUGCUCUACCUGCCCUGGCUUCAAGAGGCUGGUGCCGUCCAAACCGUUCCCUUAUCCAAGCUCUUUGACCACGCUAUGCUCCAAGCCCAUCGUGCGCACCAGCUGGCCAUUGACACCUACCAGGAGUUUGAAGAAGCUUAUAUCCCAAAGGAACAGAAGUAUUCAUUCCUGCAUGACUCCCAGGCCUCCUUCUGCUUCUCAGACUCUAUUCCGACACCCUCCAACAUGGAGGAAACACAGCAGAAAUCCAACUCAGAGCUGCUCCGCAUCUCCCUGCUGCUCAUCGAGUCGUGGCUGGAGCCCGUGCGGUUCCUCAGGAGUAUCUUCACCAACAGCCUGGUGUAUGACACCUCGGACAGCAAUGACUAUGACCUCCUAAAGGACCUAGAAGAAGGCAUCCAAACGCUGAUGGGGAGGCUGGAAGACGGCAGCCCCCGUACUGGGCAGACCCUCAAGCAGACCUACAGCAAGUUUGACACAAACUCGCACAACCAUGACACACUGCUCAAGAACUACGGGCUGCUCCACUGCUUCAGGAAGGACAUGGACAAGGUCGAGACAUUCCUGCGCAUGGUGCAAUGCCGCUCUGUGGAGGGCAGCUGUGGCUUCUAGGUGCCUGCCUGGCAUCCUGUGACCCCUCCCCAGUGCCUCUCCUGGCCCUGGGAGGUGCCACUCUAGUGCCCACCAGCCUUGUCCUAAUAAAAUUAAGUUGCAUCAUUU
Nomascus leucogenys (northern white-cheeked gibbon) is the source of this 880-nucleotide messenger RNA. RefSeq names its product chorionic somatomammotropin hormone 2. Gene Ontology annotation, biological process: growth hormone receptor signaling pathway; animal organ development; positive regulation of receptor signaling pathway via JAK-STAT. Gene Ontology annotation, molecular function: hormone activity; growth hormone receptor binding. The record is from RefSeq and is a predicted model, not a curated record. Gene Ontology annotation, cellular component: extracellular region. NCBI's taxonomy places the organism in Eukaryota, Metazoa, Chordata, Mammalia, Primates, Hylobatidae.